Messenger RNA from Papaver somniferum (opium poppy), 1952 nucleotides. RefSeq names its product plant UBX domain-containing protein 7-like. Gene Ontology annotation, biological process: proteasome-mediated ubiquitin-dependent protein catabolic process. Gene Ontology annotation, cellular component: nucleus. Gene Ontology annotation, molecular function: ubiquitin binding. The transcript is spliced from 10 exons. The coding region runs from base 182 to 1579 and encodes 465 amino acids. Lineage: Eukaryota; Viridiplantae; Streptophyta; Magnoliopsida; Ranunculales; Papaveraceae. The record is from RefSeq and is a predicted model, not a curated record.
UCCCACCUCUUCUCAUUUCCUUUUUUCCUUUUUUUCUUCUAAAAAACUCUUCGGAACCCUAGAUUUGUGGUUUUUAUUAGUUCUUACUCCAAAUCUGUCACCUCUUAAUUUAAUGUUUAGAUCUUAAAAUUUCUAACCAGGGUUUUGAAUUCUAUUUAAAUUUCAUAGAUUUUAUUUAAAAAUGGAGAGUGUAUCAACUGCUGAAAAUCAAAGUAUGGGGAGUGUUUUGACUCCUGAGAAACAAAGUAUGGUUUCAUGUUUUCUCGAAAUCGCUGUUGGGCAAUCAGCCGAGACUGCUAAACAGUUCUUACAGGCCACAAGUUGGAAUCUUGAAGAAGCAAUCCAGUUGUUUUAUGUGGGGAGUGAAAAUGGAGCGAUCACAUCAUCAUCAUUUGCCCCACCAGAAGAAAGUAGUACUCCUUUGGCAGAUCAAAGUCCUGGAAGAGAAAAAGGUAUUUCCAGUUCUGGGCAAGAUAAUGGAAGUGAAGAGGUGCGAGCCCCAUUACCUGUGAAAAGGGAUGUUUUGUAUGAUGAUCCCUUGUUAUUUAGAGCCGCUAGAAUGGGACAUCCUCCUCUUGAAGCAAGUUCUAUGGUUGCAUUCCGGAAUUUUAACGAGGAGAUGAAACGUCCUGGAGUUUGGGAGCCUGAGCAAGGUGCGACAUCAACAGCGGACAACCCCCGAGAUAAUCUUGCUUCGCUUUAUCGUCCCCCCUUUCACUUGAUGUACCAGGGACCCUUCGACAAGACAAAACAAGUGGCUGCAGAUCAGGACAAGUGGCUUCUAGUGAAUUUGCAGUCCACAAAGGAAUUCAGCUCACAUAUGCUGAACCGUGAUACAUGGGCUAAUGAAGCACUGGCUCAAACAAUCGGCACUAACUUCAUCUUUUGGCAGGUGUACGAUGACACCACUGAAGGUAGGAAAGUCUGCACCUACUACAACCUGGUUUCUAUUCCUGUAGUUCUGGUUCUGGACCCAAUAACCGGGCAAAAAAUGCGUUUAUGGAGCGGAAUGAUUCAACCUGAGCAUUUAUUAGAGGAGCUACUUCCUUUUAUGGAUGGAGGUCCCAAAGAUCAUCAUGUUGCACUUCCUCACAAGCGUCCAAGAGAAACCUCUCAGGCUCCUACUGUCAAACCAAAUGAUGCGCACGAGACUACCGAAGAGGAUGAGGAGAUUUUACUAGCAUUGGCAGCUUCCAUGGCACAUAUGGAGGAAAAGACAAAGGAUCCUGUUGCUGAGAGUUCGGAUGACACAAAUGAAGCAAAGAUUGAGGAGCCAGAAACUUCCCCUAGUGAGAAACCUGUGUAUCCCGAUCUCCCUGAAGAGCCGAAGGUUGACAAAAAGCUUCUCUGUAGAGUUGGGGUUCGCCUUCCUGAUGGGCGUAGACUUCAGCGGAAUUUUCUCCGAACAGAUCCAGUUCAGCUGCUGUGGUCCUACUGUAGCUCCCUGGUUGAAGAACUUCGGCCUUUUCACUUGACGCAAGCCAUCCCAGGUGCAUCAAAGACUCUUGAUUAUGAGGCCAAGCUUACAUUCGAUGAAUCUGGAUUAUCAAACUCAAUGAUCUCAGUUACCUGGGAAUAAACAAAGUUUCAGUUAUAUAAGAUCUUGUAUUCAGCUGAUAGUAUUUGGAGAGAGAAUUGGGUUCUUCUCUCUGUUCUUAGGUUGUGGUUCAUCAAAGCAAUGACGAUAUACUUUAUGGGAUUGGGGCUACCAAAUUGUGUGAAGAACGCAUAUUUAAUAGUCCGGCUUCCUUUUUGUCUACUGUAAAUACCACUUUUUGAACCAGGUUUUUUUGCCAGCAAUAGAAGAAUGUCAGAUAUCUUGGUUUUUCUAUCUUUUGUUUUUAGGUGUUUAUUUUGGAAAAGAUAUCAAAGCUGGUUCUUUUAGCGUUGUAUUUUACUCUUGGCUAGUAAGGACUCAAAAAGAAAGAAAAAAGAUAUGCUCCUUUUGUUUC